Trichobilharzia szidati is the source of this 1751-nucleotide messenger RNA. Lineage: Eukaryota; Metazoa; Platyhelminthes; Trematoda; Strigeidida; Schistosomatidae. The record is from the annotation of a GenBank genome assembly.
AUGAGUGCUUCACUACAAAAGAAGUUGAAUUCGCAUUGGGCUAGGUCUAUUCGAGACAAGCGGCUUGGACUUCAAUUACUUCGAGUUACUCCAUUUAUUUUUGGGGCGUGUAGGUCAAUUCCAGAUAAAACUGCAUAUUGUGAUCUGGAUGAGCCCUUUGCUGUACUGUGUGUACCCACAAAUGAGUACAAGCUUAGUCGUCGUAUACGAACCACUGAUGGUUGCUUCUUUUUGAUUAGACUUUUAAGCUUUUCGUUUGAUUAUUUUGAAGAAAAACAAGAGUACGUGGUCGCUAUUCAAUCGUUCGCAGUGAUCCAAGAGUUUCACACUGAUUCCAAUGUGUUUUCUUCCAUGAUAGAAGUAACAAAGGCUAUCAAUGACAGCAAAGAAGACCAAACUCGUCCGAAAUCAUUGAUUAUGAAAACUCGCUCUCGGAAGAUAUCCCAUUCUAAAAAAUCUAAAUGUGAUCCUUCUGAACCGUGUUCUAGUGGAAAUUCCUCAGAUGCAGCGCAACCCUCGACUGUUGUACAGGAAGUACAAAAUCCUCCCGUUACUGUAGCCAGUUUGCCUGGGGUAUUCGCCGUUGAAAAACCGAUGAAUUAUCUUGGCGAACAUAUACCAGAAGCCGAUAACAAAGAGAAUAUUCCAUGUGAAGAUAAAUCCUCCCCGAUUAAUCCGGAUGAUUUGACAUUUUUUGAUGAUUUAUUUAACGAUAGUUUUGAUGUGUCUGGUUUGUGUAAUUGGAAUGAAAUGUUAUCAGUUACACCUGAUGUUGACCAUACAAAAGCACUUCCUCAGGAAAACAAACCUGAUAAUGACGCUCCAAAUGAUGAGGCAGACUCACCUGGUACUCAAUAUUACUCUCUUCCCGACGAAUGCAGUGGUGGUGACACCACUUGUUCAUUGACGGAGCCAGUUGUUGUAUUAGAGAAACCCACAGAGUCAGACAUGCAGGUGGAUGGUUCUCUCCUCGAACUAUUAACUGACUUGCCUGAAGUAAAAUGUGCUUCUGAUGAUAGCACAGAUGCUGCACAUUAUCAUUCUGUCAUAGAAGAUGAGAAUGUUGCAGCAAGUAAUUGUUUUGAAAUGAAUAAUGAAGUGACAUCAACAGCCAAUGACUCGGUGUCUGUUGUCAAUACCGUGUGUAAUUCUGUGGCAAAGUUUGUACAAGGAGUGAAAAGAAAAUUUCGUCGGAUUACAAAAGCAUUCUCAGAAGACGACUCCUCAGGCGAAGACCAUCAGCCAAUAGCUAAGCGUCUUCGAGCAUCUAAUGCAAGCAAGUCGCUUAAGAUUUCAGAUUCUGGUAAAUCCCCGAGUAGCUCACAGUCGUCAUCUAAAGCUUCACCCAGAAUAAGAAAGCGUAUUCCAUUGAAGGAGUUGAACGUAUCUACUGAGCGUAAUCGUAUUCGACGUUAAGAGAACUAGAAAAUUCGAAUGAGUCUUUCAAUGAAGAUUUUGCUCACCCUGUCUUUCUGAGAAUGCUGUAUAAAGAAGAACUAGAAAUUUUUACAUGUGUAAGUUUUUCUUUUCAUUUUAAUUGUUUAAUGUUUCUUAUUUUCAGUUUUGAUUAUGACUAUAUCUGUGUUGUUAUCAGAUAAUAACCCCAUGUCCAUGUUGUGUGAAAAUAUCAACAAGAAAAAUGUGAAGAAUGAAUAAUUAGCUGUGUCGGUUGUCUCAAUAUUUAACUCUGAUUACAUGAGAUAAAUUAAAUGUGGAAAGUUAUUAAUACGCCUAAAUAAAGUGUGACCUGG